GUAAAAAUAUUGAUUUAUUCAUUUUUUAACGUUUUUAAUGAUAAAUAUAAAGAAAAAAUAAAACAAAAAAUAAAUGGACCCUACAAAUUCCCUAAAAUAAUUAAUUAAUUGAAUGGAUGAUAUUAUUGAAAAAAUACAGUUAUAUAGACUACCGGAAGGAUAUUUGCCAAAAUGGAAUCUUAUUAUAUCUAUAAUUGCUUUUUUUAAUACAAUUCAAACAUAUAUUAGUUUGAAGUUAACACAACGUGUAUAUAGUGGUGCUUAUGAUCAGGUAAAUCCCUUGGGAACAAGGCUUUUUGGAACAUGGACAUUGGUUUCAGUAAUCAUAAGAUUCUAUGGAGCAUAUCAUAUGUCUAAUUCUGUGUAAAAAUAUAUGAAUAUUUUAUGAAAUAAUAUAUAUGAAUAUUUUAUGAAAUAA
Pneumocystis carinii B80 is the source of this 418-nucleotide messenger RNA. RefSeq lists its product as hypothetical. The transcript has 3 exons. The coding region runs from base 113 to 367 and encodes 84 amino acids. Gene Ontology annotation, cellular component: membrane; endoplasmic reticulum. NCBI's taxonomy places the organism in Eukaryota, Fungi, Ascomycota, Pneumocystomycetes, Pneumocystales, Pneumocystaceae. Gene Ontology annotation, molecular function: protein-macromolecule adaptor activity. The record is from RefSeq and is a predicted model, not a curated record.